AGCGCAUGGGGCGCGGGCAUAAAAAAUUUUCACUUUAUAUAGUUUACGAGAAUUGAUCAUGGAGAUUCCAUUGAAUCGCAUCGACUACUCUCUUGUGGGACCAACUUCACGACAUACCAUGAAAAUUAUUCCCAAUCCCGAAGGAAAGGGUCAGCAAAAGAUUGCACUAGGAAGUCAUGAUGGCGUUGUGCAAAUUUUUAACAUUAAGAAGGGGAAUCUGGUGCAUACCUUCAAAUCUUUGCCUGGGAGAAAAAUCAAUGGACUUGAGCUAGGCGGAGUGAGAGAUCAAAUUCAAGACAAAAUUUUUGUGGCUUCAAAUAAUGAGAUUAAGGGUUACAACAAAAAAGGAAAACUUUUCCUCGCGUUUGAAACAACACUUACUGAACCUAUACAGCACAUGAGCAUUUCAGGAAGCGAUUUAAUGGUUGCAACGUUCCACUCCUUUCAACACUACGCCGAUUGUGCUGAAAAGCUGAACGCCACAUUUGCGGACAAAAUUACGGACAUAAUUAAUUUGCCAGCACCGAAUAACCAACCAGUAAGAACGGUAAUAGCCUGUGAGGACCGGACACUGCGGAUGGUGACAGACAAAAAGCAAACCGUGAUUGCUGAAAUCUCAGGACGGCCUUCAACCAUGCAACUGGAAAACGGUGACGGUGGCUUAAAUGGAAUUGAAGUAUUGUAUGGCGCACAAGACGGCAGCAUCGGACUUGUCUCUUUUGGAUUUCAACCAUUAGUGCGUUGGGUGAUGGAGAGCACCAACGGUGGCGUCAAUUGCAUGACACACUUUGAUAUGACUGGAGACGGACAGAAAGAGUUAAUUGUUGGCCGAGACGAUGGUCUCAUCGAGGUAUACGCAUUUGACGAGAUGCAGGAACUGCCCGUGAAGAGAGCCUCCUACUCUUGUAGCGAGAGCAUUGUGUCCAUUCAAGCUGGAUUUGUGAGUAGCGCCGAGUAUCCUGAAAUAAUUGCAGUUACCUACACAGGCUGGUUUUUCGGUUUGACGACGGAAAGCAAAGAAAGCAUUGAUUUGCGGCAGGGUGACGGCCCAACAAAUAUGUCCGUGGAAAUGCAAGAGCGCCUCCAGCAACUGCGAAUGGAAAUCGAUGAUAUAGAGCAAAAAGUGAUGCGAGAGCGAGAAAAGUAUAAGCAGACAACGCAAAGCAAGCCAGACGCACUAUCAAUCGUGCCCAACAUUGAAAUCAACGACAAAUUCACCCUCAUUCAAAACGAGGCCGUUUACCUUUUGUCGAUUGAGGUUCAGACACCAAUCGAUAACGUUCUCAUCCAAAGCAACACGCCGCUGCUGAUUUUGGACGUAGAGCGCAAUUCUGCUGUUGUUAGCCACAGCGCGAGUGACCCAGAGAGCGGAAACCAUCUGCUGGUCACCUAUCGCUGCCAGGUUAACACGACCCGAUUGGAGGUCAAAGUGCAAACAACCGAGGGCCGCGCUGGAGAACUGCGCGCCUACGUAACCGUGUCUAUGCAACCCAAGUGCUGUAGACUAAUCAAGUAUCCCAUCAAACCCCUGUCGCUGCAUCAACGCAGUCAUGACCUGGCUUUAGACAGGCCAUAUAAUUCACUGCGGUUGACGGGCGAGUUCAGCUUGGCCGAGGUGCACUCGUGGAUUGGAUUGUGCGUCCCUGAGGUGCCAGAAAAAGUUCCACUGACCCCUGAGGGCGUCCUGUCUUAUAAAAAUGCUUCUCUUAACACUGUUCUUCACUGUGUCUAUAUGAAAGGCAAGGCCGAGUUCAAAGCUGACAGCAUGAGCACCAUAGCCGUUCUUAAAGACAUUUUAACAAAAGAAGCCACUGCGAAAAAUAUUGAACUAGACAUUUCCUGUGAAAUCCACCCAGAAAGUACGGCACACAUGCUAAGAUUGUUACAUCCAUUGUUGGCAACACAACGUCAAAUUGCAAAUGACGCCGCUUUGCUGGUGCCGCUGCAUGAACUAAAGCAACAAGGUGUAAAUCUGCCUGAGCAGUAUCAACUUAUACUUGAACGCGAAUUGCAACUCACGGAGAACAUGAAACGACAGCCAGAUCAGUUGCAACGACUUAAAUCUAUGAUUUGUGAUUUGUUCAUGGAUAUUGGAAAGUUUCGAAGUGGAAAUGCAAGAGCAAAGGUGCCGCAGUUAUUGGAGCUGUUGGACAGCUACAAGGACAUUCAGACACUGGAGGAAUUUUUUGAGCAAUAA
Molecule: messenger RNA, 2197 nt
Organism: Neocloeon triangulifer
Lineage: Eukaryota; Metazoa; Arthropoda; Insecta; Ephemeroptera; Baetidae
Product: Bardet-Biedl syndrome 7 protein homolog
Exons: 15
Coding region: 59-2197 (712 amino acids)
Biological process (GO): cilium assembly; intracellular protein localization; intracellular transport
Cellular component (GO): membrane; BBSome; axoneme
Molecular function (GO): protein binding
Source: RefSeq, a predicted model, not a curated record